Molecule: messenger RNA, 643 nt
Organism: Ceraceosorus bombacis
Lineage: Eukaryota; Fungi; Basidiomycota; Exobasidiomycetes; Ceraceosorales; Ceraceosoraceae
Source: the annotation of a GenBank genome assembly
AUGCGUCUCGCCAGUCGCGUCCCCCCAUCUUCAACUCGACUUUCGAUCGCAAGGUAAGUGGGUUCUUAGAAGCGCUGCAACCAAUAGGCUGGGCGAGGUGAGGCCCUCGCCCUCAUUCCUUCGAUUGGGAAAAUAUGGGGCGCUUGGACCUUCGUGGGGUACAAAGGGGGCAUUCGAAAAGUGAUGAACAGAAAACCACUUGAACAUUCAAAUUUCGUUGCGUUCUUGCUUAGGGCUUUUGCUCGGGCAAAGUCCAAUGCAGAAAUCAGGUCACAUCUUGCUGAUUGUUUGGAGCAGCGGAGGGAGCAUCGGCAUUAGCAUUAGCAUCAGCGGAUCAAGCAUCAUAGCCCCCUCGGCGAUGCUUUACACGUGUAAUUCGAAUGCUCAUCUUGCUUCUUUCCGCGCACAUGCCCAAUCGCUGAUACGAAGGAGGGACAAGACAACGACCCCGCGUACGGGAUUUGCCCCCCAAGAAAUGUGCAAGAGCCCAAACCACGCCACCCCCCAAAAUGGCAACAUCGCACCCGCUGCUCCAGCAAGCACCUUGCACCAAAGCAAAAUGGAGGGGCCCCAGUUCGAGACAUCCAAAUCCAAAUCCGCACUCCCGCAGAUGACCUACAACGUGCGCAUAUUCGUCUCCUAA